CGACAUUAUUGUACGACGUAUCCAAACGAGACGAUACCGUUUGUGUGAUGCUAGUCGACUAGCUACAAUCUAAUGUUGUGUUUUUUUACUGCAGAGUCAGACUGGACCCCUUUAACAUUUUAAACAGGUCCCCAGGAUGAAUAACACAGACAAAGGAGCUGGUGAUACUGGUAGUGUAGAAACCAGUGACAAGAACAAGGAGACAGAAAAAAAGAAGAGAUCCCGUGUCAAACAGCUGCUGGGUGAUGUAAAGAAGCAAGUGGAGUUCUGGUUCGGUGAUGUCAACCUUCACAAAGACCGCUUUCUUAAAAAGCUCAUUGAUGAGUCUCAUGAUGGAUAUGUCGAUCUGUCUGUGUUGACGACCUUUAGUCGCAUGCAGAAGCUGACAACUGACACUAAACUGAUUGCCAGAGCACUGAAAAAUUCAUCUUUAGUAGAGAUUAACCUUAAAGGAACUAAAGUAAGACGUCAACUUCCAAUUGGAAACCCACCAAGUGACACAGACAGUCGUACAGUUUAUGUGGAACUUUUGCCCAAGGAUGUGACACACAGCUGGAUAGAAAGAGUUUUCUCAAAAUGCGGGAAUGUGGUGUAUAUAAGCAUCCCCAGAUACAGGACCUCUCGUGACUCAAAGGGUUUUGCCUUUGUUGAGUUUGAGAAAGAGGAGCAGGCACAGAAGGCUAUAGAGAUGCUUAACAACCCUCCUGAAGAUGCCCCAAGAAAACCAGGGAUUUUCCCCAAAACUUUUAAUAGGAAGCAUAUUCCUUUUCCAGCUGAAAAUCCAGCUCCAGGUGAAGAAGAGAAGAAAAAGCGAAAAAAGAAGAAAAAGAAGGAAGGCGCCACAGUACAGAUCCCUGCAGAAGAAGUCAAAGAGCUGGCGAUGGAAGCAGAGCCAUCUGAGCAAAAGAAGAAGCACUCAGCAGCCGGGGAAUUCGAUGCUGAGGUCACCAGUACUCACAGGACGCUUGACAAAGUGUCAGAGAAGAAACGACGACGGUCACAGACAGCGGAGGGAUCAGAAAGUCAUCUUCCAUCUAAGAUUAGAAAAACCAGUGAAACUGAAACUGAUGACAAGGAGAGGGAUGGAGUAAAAAGCAGUUCAGAUGCUCCAAGUGAGACAGUGAGAGAUGUUGAGAAAGGGAAAGAAAAUGGAGAUGAUUCCACUGUUAAAGCAAAGAGAAAGAGAAAAAAGAAACACAAGGAGAAACUGAAAAUUGGGGAAGAAGUCUUUCCACUACGUGUUCUAUCAAAGAAAGAGUGGCUUCAGCUGAAAGAUGAGUACUUAAGUUUGCAGAAGCACAGCAUGGCAUCCCUGAAGAAGUGCAUCAACAAGAUUGAUCGCAAGGAACACAAUGACACUCAAGGUGGAAAUGUUGAGAUGACUGGCAAACAAAAAGAAACUAACCAAGGUCCUCAGUUUGUCAGUGGCGUCAUCAUGAAGAUUACAGACAACAAGCCGUUACCAGCGAGGAAGAUCAUUAAAGAUGCCUUGUGCAAAAUAUCUCAAGUGGCCUAUGUUGACAUCUUGGAGGGAGAUGCUGAGGGUCACAUCCGAUUUCAUUCUCCAGAGGAAGCUAAAGCUGUCAGCGAUGUUAAAGCGGAGCUGCAGAAAGAACACAGCUGGAAACUUGCGAUUCUAUCAGGUGACCAUGAGCAGCGAUAUUGGCAGAAGAUCUUAGUGGACCGCCAGGUCAAGCUGAAUCGGCCCAGGGAAAAGAAGCGGGGCACAGAAAAGCUCAUAUCCAAAGCAGAGAGAAUCAUCACCGCUCGAGCCAAAGAGGCUAAUAAGCACAUCCAUUUCGAUGAAGACUGACAGUUGGACAGGUCUGCAGAGUCAACUCUGUUGAUGUGUACUUUUGCUGGAAGAGGACUGAAUGAAAAGAAAUGGUCUAAAUGUUGUGUUUUUGUCUGCACUGGAGCCUUUAAGCAAGUGGAUUGCUGCUAUGCAUUGAGGUUUUGGAAGAUUUAUUUUUAAUAAUUUUUUUUUCCCCUUUUUAAAAAAAGAUGUAAAUACACUUGCUAUAGAAAUUCAGUCAAGACAUGGAUAAGUCCCCUUUGUUUUUUUAAAUAAAAAAUUAUUUCCA
Molecule: messenger RNA, 2084 nt
Organism: Melanotaenia boesemani (Boeseman's rainbowfish)
Lineage: Eukaryota; Metazoa; Chordata; Actinopteri; Atheriniformes; Melanotaeniidae
Gene: larp7
Product: La ribonucleoprotein 7, transcriptional regulator
Exons: 13
Coding region: 137-1813 (558 amino acids)
Biological process (GO): RNA processing
Cellular component (GO): nucleus
Molecular function (GO): mRNA binding
Source: RefSeq, a predicted model, not a curated record